Tachyglossus aculeatus (Australian echidna) is the source of this 1781-nucleotide messenger RNA. RefSeq names its product WD repeat containing, antisense to TP73 (gene WRAP73). Gene Ontology annotation, molecular function: protein binding. Gene Ontology annotation, cellular component: mitotic spindle; MWP complex; microtubule organizing center. The record is from RefSeq and is a predicted model, not a curated record. Gene Ontology annotation, biological process: mitotic sister chromatid segregation; protein localization to mitotic spindle pole body; microtubule anchoring at mitotic spindle pole body. NCBI's taxonomy places the organism in Eukaryota, Metazoa, Chordata, Mammalia, Monotremata, Tachyglossidae. The transcript is spliced from 13 exons. Bases 185 to 1450 code for a protein of 421 amino acids.
GGAGGAGGAGGAAGGCCCCCGCCUUCCCCCCGGGAUCCCAGCGCCGCCCCCGCUCCCUUUCAUUCUCCUCACCGGACCCUCCUCCUCCUCCUCCACCAGGGAUUGAUGGUCCUGAUUAGGGGCUUCCUCCCUGCAGAAGCAGUGUUGCCGCCACUCUCCUCCUGACACCUUGCCUGCCUGAGUUAUGAAUUUCUCCGAAGUGUUUAAGCUCUCAAAUCUGCUCUGCAAGUUCUCUCCUGAUGGGAAGUAUCUGGCGUCCUGUGUCCAGUACCGCUUAGUGAUUCGAGAUGUGAAUACCCUCCAGAUCCUUCAGCUGUACACGUGCCUGGAUCAGAUCCAAUAUGUAGAAUGGUCAGCGGACUCCCUUUUUAUAUUAUGUGCCAUGUAUAAGAGAGGGCUUGUGCAGGUGUGGUCCAUGGAACAGCCGGAUUGGCACUGCAAGAUAGAUGAAGGUUCAGCCGGACUGGUGGCUUCGUGCUGGAGCCCGGAUGGGCGUCACAUUCUCAACACCACUGAAUUCCAUCUGCGGAUAACCGUCUGGUCCUUGUGUACAAAAUCUGUAUCUUAUAUCAAAUAUCCCAAAGCCUGUCAACAGGGAAUAACCUUCACGAAGGAUGGCCGCUACAUGGCACUGGCUGAGCGGCGGGACUGCAAGGAUUACAUUAGUCUCUUUGUGUGCAGUGACUGGCAGCUUUUGAGGCAUUUUGAUACAGAAACCCAAGACCUUGCAGGAAUUGAGUGGGCGCCUAAUGGAUGUGUGUUGGCAGUGUGGGACACCUGUUUGGAGUAUAAGGUCCUGCUGUACUCCUUGGAUGGCCGCUUGCUGUCAACGUAUUGUGCAUAUGAGUGGUCCCUGGGCGUCAAAUCGAUUGCCUGGAGUCCGAGCAGUCAGUUUUUGGCCAUCGGAAGCUUCGAUGAAAAGGUGCGCAUUCUGAACCAUGUGACUUGGAAGAUGGUUACAGAGUUUGGACAUCCUGCAACUGUUUCCAACUCCAAAGUAGUGGUGUAUAAGGAGACGGAGAAGUGCCCAACUCUGGGACUGGAGAACUUUCCUUUCCCCCCGACAAGAGCUGUGGCUAGUUCUCUUUUCAACACAGAAAGUAAAUAUGAGAUUGCUUCAUCACCAGUUUCAUUACAGACUUUGAAACCUGUCAGUGACCGAGCGAACCCGAAAAUUGGAAUCGGAAUGUUGGCAUUUAGUGCCGAUAACUGUUUCCUGGCAACAAAGAACGACAACAUUCCUAAUGCAGUCUGGAUCUGGGAUGUACAGAAGCUGAAGUUGUUUGUGGUCCUGGAGCAGUUGGCUGUGGUCCGUUCGUUCCAGUGGGAUCCCCAGCAAGCCCGCCUGGCCGUCUGCACGGGCAAUAGCAAAAUGUACCUGUGGUCCCCGGCAGGCUGUGUAUCCGUCCAGGUUCCGCUGGAAGGAGCGGCGACUCCAUGGCACUCUUGAGUAAGGACAACCUGUGUUUGUGCUAUUUGGAAACAGAGGAGGGCGUAAAAUAAUUCCAGCCCAAAGCACCUGAAAUGGGGAGCCAAGGGUCCCCCUGGACACCUUUGGGAAUAAAUGCUGCUACAUUGAAAAUCAGAGUGAAAAUUUGUUAUGCACCAGUUUUGUACCGGUAAAUCAGAGGUCGAGGUGUGGGAGGAGGCAGUUCUUGGGGGAAAAUGUUCAACCAAGUGAACGUGACCUAGUGGUUUUAAUAUUUUUUAUAGCAAAGAUGUUUGUAAAUAUGAACUGUAUAGAAUGACUAAUUUGUAUGACAAAUAAAUAUUGGAUAGUG